Plasmodium knowlesi strain H is the source of this 1263-nucleotide messenger RNA. Its product is annotated as heat shock protein, putative. Gene Ontology annotation, molecular function: protein-folding chaperone binding. Bases 1 to 1263 code for a protein of 420 amino acids. Gene Ontology annotation, cellular component: cytosol. The record is from RefSeq and is a predicted model, not a curated record. Lineage: Eukaryota; Apicomplexa; Aconoidasida; Haemosporida; Plasmodiidae. The transcript has 4 exons.
AUGGCAAUCUCUAUGAAACACUCUACGAAAAAAGAAAUAAAUGUUUUCCCCUUUUCUGUUAAACUAUUUUUGUUCUCUUUCCUAAUUUGGAUUAUAACCGGUUCUAAUCAGGGAAAUCCUUCAAGAAAAUGGGGUCACAGUGAGCACCACAGUUUGAAAAAAAAAGUAGACUUCAGAAAUAACAGAUGGUUAGCGGGAAGAGAUAGUCAGGGUGAAGCAUCACAUGAGCGGGAUAACUUUGAAAAUUUAGAGGAUUACUAUGCUAUAUUAGGAGUUCCUAAAGAUGCGACAGAAAAUGAUAUAAAGAAAGCCUAUAAAAAGUUAACCAUGAAAUGGCACCCAGAUAGACAUGUAGAUCCAGAGUAUAAAAAAAUUGCUGAAGAAAAAUUCAAGAUUGUGCUUGAAGCAUAUGAAGUCCUAUCAGAUGAUUAUAAAAGGAGAAUUUAUGAUCUGUAUGGUAUAGAAGUGUUGAAAGGGAAUUUUACAAUUUACGACGAUGGCGAGGAACGAGGUAUUAGUGAUCAUCCCAUAUUUUCAUUUUACAAGCCGAAUAUAAAUGCCUCUGAAAUGUUGAAUAAAUUUAUAGAUCCAGUUAAGAACUUCUCAUUUAAGUCAGCCUUCAAUGAACGAUUUCAACAAGUUUCAGAUUUUAUUAAUAACGUGAAAUCCAAGAUAAACUCCCCGCCCACCCCAGGAGGCACUACUUGGGAUAACACGCCUAAGUCAUGCGAAGCAUCUCUUCCUGUGACAUUAGAAGAAUUAUAUAACGGAUGCCAAAAAAAACUAAAAGUUACGAGAAAGAGAUAUAAUGGACCCGUUUCUUAUGACGAUCAGAAAGUGCUAACUGUAGAUAUAAAGCCAGGAUUAUGUGACGGAACUCAAAUUAUAUUCCAAGGUGAUGGGGAUCAGGUGUCUCCUUGGAUAGAACCGGGAAAUUUAAUUUUCAAUGUAAUAACGAAAGAACAUAACAUAUAUACAAGAGAGGGUAAUAAUCUCAUUUUUAGGUGUGUAUUAACCUUAGAUGAAGCGUUAAAUGGCUUCAGAUUUGGGCUCAUAACAUUAGAUAAUAGGGAGUUAAUCAUAAGAGUAGAUGAUAUUGUUGCUCCCAAUUCUAGAAGAACAAUUCCAAACGAAGGAAUGCCUAUUUUAAAUAAUCCAUCAAAAAGGGGGGAUCUAAUAAUUGAGUUUAUAAUUGUAUUUCCCCCCAAUUUGAGCCCCGAAGAAGAAGAUACCCUCAAUGAUAUUUUAUGUAAUAGAAGAUGA